GAGAAACAGAGCGUCUUACCAGUUGCGCUGCUGUUCCGUCAACCGACCGGCUCUCCUUCGGCCCUCCCGACGUUCGAUCGUCUGCUCACGUACGCCAUGUUGAAGGAAGCGCUGCCGCUGCCGUGGGGUGCCAAGGAGCUGCUGCAGCAGGACCCAUGGCAGUUCCUGAAGCCAAAUGAUAAGAUGCGCAUCGAGCAGUCGAACAUUCCGUUCGACGCGAAGAAGAUGUGCUGGGUGCCGAAUAAGAAAGAUGGCUUUGUCAUCGGCGAGAAGGUGAAAACGGAAGGCGGAAAAACGACGGUUACCGUCAACGGAGAGGAGAAGGUCUUUAAAGAGGACGACGUACAACAAGUCAACCCUCCGAAGUUUGAGAAGACCGAUGACAUGGCCAACCUGACGUACCUGAACGAGGGUUCUGUGCUGCACAACCUGAGACAGCGCUAUCACGCCUGGAUGAUCUACACUUAUUCGGGAUUGUUCUGCGUGGUGAUCAACCCUUACAAGAGACUGCCGAUCUAUAACGUAGAGGUCGUGGAAGCUUACAAGGGCAGGAGAAGGCCCGAGAUGCCACCUCAUCUGUUCUCCAUCGCUGACAACGCUUACACGGACAUGUUGAUGAACCGCGAGGAUCAGUCUAUGCUGAUCACGGGCGAAUCUGGUGCCGGAAAAACCGAAAACACCAAGAAGGUUAUCCAGUAUUUCGCUAACAUUGCCGCCAGCACGUCAGGAGGAACACAGCAAACGUUCGGUACUAAAGGGGGAACGCUGGAGGAUCAGAUUGUGCAGGCCAACCCUGUACUGGAGAGCUUUGGAAACGCCAAAACUACGCGAAAUGACAACUCGUCUCGUUUCGGUAAAUUCAUUCGGAUCCAUUUCGGACCAUCUGGCAAGUUAGCUGGAGCGGACAUCGAGAAUUAUUUGUUGGAGAAAUCGCGCGUCAUCGCCCAGCAGCCAAUGGAGCGCAGCUACCACAUCUUCUACCAGAUCAUGAGCGGCGGCCUGGAUUACCUGAAAAAGAAGAUGCUGCUCACCGAUCCGAUCGAGUUCUAUCACUUCGUUUCUCAAGGAAAGACUUACAUAGAUGGCGUUGACGACGCACAGGAACUACGGGACACGGACAAAGCGUUCGAUAUUCUCGGCUUCUUGGAUGAGGAGAAGGAGAACAUCUAUAAGCUGGUAGCCGGCGUGAUGCACCUGGGCACUAUGACGUUCAAGCAGAGGCCGCGUGAGGAGCAGGCGGAAGGUGACGGCACUCAGGCGGGAGAGAAGGUCGCCCAUCUGUUCGGCCUCAAUGAUGCCGAGCUCUACAAGGGAUUGCUGAAGCCACGCAUCAAAGUUGGAAACGAGUUCGUCAACAAGGGUCAGAACAAGGAGCAGGUCCUCUACGCCAUCGGAGCACUCGGCAAAGCCAUUUACGACAGAAACUUCAGAUCGCUGGUCAAUAGAGUUAACGAAACUCUUGCGACUAAGGUGAAGAAGAAGUUCUUCAUCGGCGUGCUGGACAUUGCUGGAUUCGAGAUCUUCGACUACAACGGCUUCGAGCAGAUCUGCAUCAACUUCACCAACGAGAAGCUGCAGCAGUUCUUCAACCAUCACAUGUUCGUGCUGGAACAAGAAGAGUACAAGCGUGAGGGCAUCGAAUGGACCUUCAUUGAUUUUGGUCUUGACCUACAAGCCUGUAUUGACCUCAUCGAAAAACCAAUGGGUGUCAUGGCUAUCCUGGAGGAAGAAUCCAUGUUCCCCAAAGCGACUGAUAUGACCUUCCUUGAUAAGCUCCAGGAUAAUCAUCUGGGCAAAUCUCCCAAUUUCAUCAAGCCGAAGCCUCCAAAGGGUGGACAAAAAGAGGCACACUUUGGCAUCGGGCACUACGCUGGUACCGUCAACUACAACGUAAUGCACUGGCUGGAGAAGAACAAGGACCCAUUGAACGACACUGUUUGUGAGCUGUUUGCUAGGUCACAUUCUAAUACCCUACUCGCCCAGUUGUUCGCCGACAAGAUUGCAGAGGAGGUUGACACCGGAGGAAAAGGAAAGAGGAAGAAGGGCUCUGGUUUUCUCACUGUCUCAGCCAUCUAUAGAGAACAACUCAAUAGACUGAUGUCGACUCUGAGAGCCACGGCGCCGCACUUCGUGCGCUGCAUCAUCCCCAACGAAUACUCCAUUCUCUGUCCCGAGGCGGUUCCAACCGAAUACACCGACGGCGCGAAUGUUGCCGCCGCCAUCUUGACGACGUUGAACUGGCCCACGGCCGAGUAUAGGCUGGGAGGCACGAAGGUCUUCUUCAAGGCGGGCGCGCUCGGCAGGCUGGAGGAGCUGCGAGAGGAGCGCAUCAGGCGCAUCGUCACGCUGAUGCAGGCGUGGGCGCGCGGCAAGAAGAUGCGCGAGCAGUACGAGGUGAUGAAGGCGCAGCGUCUCGGCAUGAUCAUCAUCCAGCGCAACGUGCGCAAGUACAUCCAGUGCCGUAACUGGCCCUGGUGGAAGCUCUACACGAAGGUGAAGCCGAUGCUCUCCAUCGCGCGCCAGGAGGACGAGCUGAAGGCGAAGGACGUAGAGAUUAGCAAGCUGAAGGAGAACCUGGAGAAGGAGAACAAGAUGCGAGUUGACUACGAAGCCGUCAUCGCCAAGCUGACGAAGGAGAAGAACGAGCUGUACGCGCGCUGCAUGGGAGAGAUGGACGCCAUCGCUGACAUCGAGGAGAAGCUCGCAAAACUGAUCUCGCAGAAGGCUGAGAUGGAGCAGCUGAUUGCCGACCUGAGAGAGCGCAUCACCGACGAAGAGAACAGCAACUCAGCCGUCAGCGACGCGAAGAGGAAGAUCGAGUCCGAGUGCGCUGAACUGAAGGGCAUCAUCGAAGACCUCGAGCGGCAGGUGAGGAAGCUGGAGAGCGAGAAGUCCACGAGGGAUCACCAGAUAAAUCAGCUGAAAGCGGAGAUCGCCCGCCAGGAGGAGCUGAUCGCCAAGGUCAACAAGGAGAAAAAGGCUCUUCAGGAAUCUCAGGGGAAAACUUCUGAAGAUCUGCAGAAAGAGGAAGACAAGGUCAACCAUCUCACAAAGGCCAAGGCCAAGCUGGAGCAGAGCCUCGACGAAAUCGAAGACAACUUCGAGCGGGAGAAGAAGCUGAGAGUCGACACGGAGAAGGCGAAGAGGAAGCUAGAGGGAGAUCUAAAGAUGUCGCAGGAGGCCGUCGAGGAACUGGAGCGCGUGAAGCGAGAGAUGGAAGAGAGAAUGCGCCGGCAUGAGAAGGAGAUCGCUGGUCUGGGCAGCAGGUGCGAGGACGAGCAGGGAGUCGUCCACGCGAUGCAGAAGAAGAUCAAGGAGUUGCAGGCGCGCAUUGAAGAGUGUGAGGAGGAGUUGGAAGCGGAGAGGCAGGCUCGCUCCAAGGUGGAGAAACAACGUGCUGACCUCAAUAGAGAACUAGAGGAGUUGUCCGAGCGACUAGAGGAAGCCGGUGGCGCCACCAGCGCGCAGGUCGAAUUGAACAGGAAGCGUGAAGCCGAGUUAGCAAAGCUGAGGAGAGACUUGGAAGAGCAAGCUCUACAGCACGAGGCCACCGUGUCAAUGCUACGUAAGAAGCAGAACGACGUCGUGGCUGAGAUGGGCGAACAGAUCGAGCAAAUGAACAAGAUAAAGGCCAAGCUCGACAAGGAAAAGACAACACUCAAUAUUGAGUUGCAGGACAUGAAAUCCAACAUGGAACCACUCAGAAAAGCUAAGGAGCAGAGCGACAAGCUCGCCAAGUCGCUAGAGAUCCAGCUAUCUGAGGCUAACUCGCGCCUUGACGAGUCUUCCCGCACCAUAAACGGUCUGACAGGCCAGCAGAGCCGCCUCGCUAACGAGACUAACGACCUCCAGCGGCAGAUCGAGGAAGCUGAAUCCCAGAUCAAUCAGCUCAACCGUCAAAAGGCGCAGCUGACACAUCAGCUGGAAGAGGCAAAGACCCAAAUCGACGAGGAAACAAGGACGGCAUCCUCGCUGCAAGGCCAGCUGCGCAAUGCACAGCACGAUGCCAACCUUCUCCGCGAGCAGCUCGAAGAGGAGGGCGAACUCAAGUCUCAGACGGAGCGUCAACUCUCCAAGGUCAAUAGCGAGUUCCAGACACUGCGCGCGCGCGUCGAGGCGGAGGGGCUCGGCGGGGGCGAGUUGGAAGCCGAAGAGCUCAGGAAAAAGCUUAUGGCUAAGCUUGCCGAGAGCCAGGAUCAGGUGGAGUCGCUGCAGGCAAAGAUUAAUCAGCUGGAAAAGAGCAAGACUCGUCUGACGAACGACCUUGAUGACAUGUCGGUUGAGGUAGAGCGAGCGACCGCGAAUGCCAAUGCUGCGGAGAAGCGACAACGCAACUUCGACAAGACGCUCGCGGAGUGGAAGCAGAAAGCGGAUGACAUCUCGGCCGAGUUGGAGGCGUCCCAGCGUGAAUGCCGCAGUCUAUCGACGGAGCUAUUCAAGGCGAAGGCGUCGUCGGAAGAGGCGGAGGACUCGAUUGAAUCGCUCAAGCGGGAGGUGAAGAAUCUAACCGACGAGAUUAAGGACCUCACCGAUCAGCUCGGCGAAGGCGGCAAGAACGUUCACGAGAUGGACAAGGCGCGCAGAAGGCUGGAGCAGGAGAAGGAGGAGCUGCAGUCGGCGCUGGAGGAGGCCGAGGCGGCGCUCGAGACGGAGGAGUCGAAGGUUGUGCGCGCGCAGCUGGAGCUGCAGCAGAUGCGCCAGGAGGUCGACCGGCGUCUCAACGAGAAGGACGACGAGUUUGAGACGACGCGUCGCAACCACCAGCGCGCCGUCGACUCCCUGCAGGCGAGCCUCGAGGCGGAGUCUCGCGGCAAGGCUGAGGCGCUGCGCAUGCGCAAGAAGCUCGAGCACGACAUCAACGAGCUGGAAGUGUCGCUAGAUGGCGCCAACCGUCAGAACGCCGACGCGCAGAAGAAUCUGAAGAAGCUGCAGGCGGACGUCGUCGACCUGGCGGCACAGGUUGAGGAGGAGCAGCGCGUCCGCGACGAGCUGCGAGAGCAUCUGAGUGCCAGCGAGCGCCGCUGCAACGCCAUCAGCGCCGAGCUGGAGGAAACGCGCACGGCCCUAGAGCAAGCCGAGCGCCACCGCCGCGCCGUGGAGGGAGAACUCAACGACGCCAACGACCGUAACGCAGAUCUGCAGAGCCAGGUGACGUCCGUGAGCGCGGUGAAGAGGAAGCUGGAGGGAGACAUAACCACGAUGCAGGCAGACCUCGACGAGACCGUCAACGAGAUGAAGGUCGCCGACGAGAAGGCGAGAUGUGCGGCGGCCGACGCGGCGCGCCUCGCUGAGGAGUUACGGCAGGAGCAGGAGCACGCGCACGCCAUCGACAAGGUGCGCAAGUCGCAGGAGCAGCAGCUCAAGGACCUGCAGGUGCGUCUGGACGAGGCCGAGGCGAACGUACUGAAGGGAGGCAAGAAGCUGAUCGCUAAGCUGGAGCAGCGCGUGCGCGAGCUGGAGAGCGAGCUGGAUGCUGAGCGGCGCCGCAGCAGCGAGGCGCAGAAGAACUUCCGCAAGGUCGACCGGCAGGUGAGAGAGUUGCAGCUGCAGAUCGACGAGGAUAAGAAAAACCAGCAGCACCUCGUCGACAUGAUCGAGAAACUCAACGGCAAGAUAAAGCUCUACAAGCGGCAGAUCGAGGAGUCCGAGGAGGUGGCCAACAUGAACCUGGCCAAGUACCGCAAGGCGCAGGCUGAGUUGGAGGAGGCUGAGGCGCGAGCGGAGGAUGCUGAGAGCGGCCUCGCGAAGCUUCGCACGCACGCACGCAGCAGCGGCGUCCGCCUGGCAGGGGCUGCAGCCCCCAGCCGCCCUAGACGUCGUCUGAUGAUGGAUGAUGAUGAGGAGUAGAGCAGACUCCCUCUAUCCAGCCCGAAUCAACUGCAUUAGACGUGUAGCCUAGAGGAGGGAUUCCGUUCCCGUAUUUAGACAUCCGGAAGAGAAGCGAACGGGACGUCGAGACCUUCAUAACGUAGAUGGCGCUAGCAGUCGCAGCAAAACACACGCUCACAUUUAUAUAUAUUUUCACUAUAAUUAUAUAGAUUUAUUUAUUGUAAAAGUAAUGUAACAUUUGCUCUUUUGAAUUCGUCAUAUGAAAAUUUAUGGUUUACUUAGUUAGAUGAUAACCGUAGUAUGAUAAUGAGCGCAUAAAACGCGAGUAUAAACUUCAUGUUAUGAGCAACCCAAUGUCUGGAACGGAACGCGGCAUCAUCUCAGCUAAGCUGCUACUGAUAGCAUUGCAAUUAACACGUUUAAUUAGAGGUGCUUAAUUACUUGCAACCCGGUGUAAAAUAAAACGAUUCCAAUUUCUCUAGCGAAGAC
Molecule: messenger RNA, 6318 nt
Organism: Priapulus caudatus
Lineage: Eukaryota; Metazoa; Priapulida; Priapulimorpha; Priapulimorphida; Priapulidae
Product: myosin heavy chain, muscle-like
Exons: 21
Coding region: 97-5847 (1916 amino acids)
Cellular component (GO): myosin complex
Molecular function (GO): cytoskeletal motor activity; ATP binding; actin filament binding
Source: RefSeq, a predicted model, not a curated record